Molecule: messenger RNA, 1785 nt
Organism: Gastrolobium bilobum
Lineage: Eukaryota; Viridiplantae; Streptophyta; Magnoliopsida; Fabales; Fabaceae
Product: serine/threonine receptor-like kinase NFP
Exons: 1
Coding region: 1-1785 (594 amino acids)
Biological process (GO): protein phosphorylation
Molecular function (GO): protein kinase activity; ATP binding
Source: RefSeq, a predicted model, not a curated record
AUGGCUGUCUUCGUUCUUCUGAGUCUUCUUCUUGCACAGAUGUUGUUUUUCACUAAAAUCGCUGGUCAAUCACAACAGACCCAUGGAACAAAAUUUUCAUGCCCUGUGGAUUCACCUCCUUCAUGUGAAACAUAUGUGACAUACAUUGCCCAGUCUCCAAAUUUUUUAAGUCUAACCAACAUAUCUGAUAUAUUUGAUACCAGUCCUUUAUCCAUUGCAAGAGCCAGUAACUUAGGUGCUGAGGAUGACAAGCUGAUACCAGGCCAAGUUUUACUUGUACCAGUAACAUGUGGUUGCAUGGGAAACCACUCUUUCGCCAAUAUCUCCUACGAGAUCAAGCAAGGUGAUAGCUACUCCUUUGUUGCAACCACUUCAUACGAGAACCUCACCAAUUGGCAGAUAGUGAUAGCUUUAAACCCUGGUCUAAAUCCAAAUCUAAUACCAGUUGGUAUCCAAGUAGUAGUCCCUUUAUUCUGUAGGUGCCCGUCAAAGAACCAGUUGGAAAAAGGGAUAAAGUAUCUGAUUACUUAUGUGUGGCAGCCCAAUGACAAUGUUUCCCUUGUAAGUGCCAAGUUUGGUGCAUCCCCAGCGGACAUAUUGAUUGAAAACAACUACGGUCAAAACUUCACUACUGCAACCAACCUUCCAGUUUUGAUCCCAGUGACAGAGUUGCCAUAUCUUACUCAACCUCCUUCAGAUGGAAGAAAAAGCAAUACUAAUCUUGCUGUUAUAAUUGGUAUUACCCUGGGAUGCACACUUCUGAUUGCAGUUUUAACGGUAUUUUUGGUGUAUGUUUAUUGUCUGAGAAAGAAGACUUUGAAUAGGAGUGCUUCUUCGGCUGAGACUGCAGCAGAUAAGCUACUUUCUGGAGUUUCAGGCUAUGUAAGCAAGCCAACUGUGUAUGAAAUUGAAGCCCUCAUGGAAGGUACCCUGAACCUCAGUGAACAAUGCAAGAUUGGGGAAUCAGUGUACAAGGCCAAUAUAGAAGGUCGGGUUUUAGCAGUUAAAACAUUCAAGGGAGAAGUCUCCGAGGAGCUGAAAAUUCUGCAGAAGGUAAAUCAUGGAAAUCUGGUGAAACUAAUGGGUGUCUCUUCAGACAACGAUGGAAACUGUUUCCUGGUUUAUGAAUAUGCUGAAAAUGGGUCUCUUGAUGACUGGUUGUUCUCCAAGGCUUCGGACACCUCAAACUCAAUGGCAUUCCUUACAUGGUCUCAGAGGAUAAGCAUAGCAGUGGAUGUUGCCAUGGGUCUGCAAUACAUGCAUGAACACACUUUUCCAAGAAUAGUCCAUAGGGACAUCACAACAAGUAAUAUCCUUCUUGACUCUAACUUUAAGGCCAAGAUUGCAAAUUUCUCCAUGGCCAGAACUUCUACAAACCCUAUGAUGCCAAAAAUAGAUGUCUUUGCUUUUGGGGUGGUUCUGUUAGAGUUGCUUACUGGCAGGAAAGCCAUAACAACCAAAGAAAAUGGUGAGGUGGUUAUGCUGUGGAAGGAUAUUUGGAAGAUCUUUGAUGUAGAUCUAGAAGAGGAUAGAGAGGAGGGUCUCAGAAGAUGGAUGGAUCCUAAGUUAGACAGCUUUUAUCCUAUAGAACAUGCUCUCAGUUUGGCCUCUUUGGCAGUGAAUUGCACGGCAGAUAAGUCUUUGUCUAGACCAACUAUGGCAGAAAUUGUUCUUAGCCUCUCCCUUCUCACUCAUCCAUCUCCAGGGACUUUAGAGAGAUCCUUGAGUACUUCUGGGUUAGAUGUAGAAGCUACUCAAAUCGACAUUUCCAUAGCAGCUCGUUGA